GCCUUUAUCACGACAAGACAGCCGAGUCAGACACACGUCAACACUGACAUCUUUAUUCUUCUAUUGGCAACUGUCAAACAAGAAUAAAAAAUGGCGGACAUCAAGGCUAUUUUCGAAAAGUACGACGUAAACAAAGAUGGCUCCAUCUCUACGUCAGAGCUGAAGGCGGUGGUGAAGGAGUUUGGCCUCCCUCCAUGUGAUCAUCUUGUUGGGCAAAUCAUCAAGGACUGUGACCAGAAUGGGAACGGGAAGCUGGAGUUGGAAGAGUUUAACGUCGUCAUACAGGUGCUGCAGCAGGUCCAGAUCAGCAUGGCGGACCCUCAGGUCAUGGCGGGAGAGAUGAAGAAGAUGUUCCAAGAGUUUGACAAGAACGGUGACGGUUUCCUGAGUAAGGAGGAAAUGCAGGCGGCCAUGACGAAAGUCCACGGCAUCAACAUGUCGGACGAGUCGUGCAACAAGCUGCUGAAUGUCGCCGACAAGAACAAAGACGGAAAACUCGACUACAACGAGUUCGUCAACAUGCUCACGCAACAGUGAGGGCGAAGCUACGCAGAGUUUAGCCUCUACCAGGCACCGCGGAUCGCUGGAAAUAUAGUAGACAU
Branchiostoma belcheri (Belcher's lancelet) is the source of this 602-nucleotide messenger RNA. RefSeq names its product squidulin-like. The coding region runs from base 91 to 537 and encodes 148 amino acids. The record is from RefSeq and is a predicted model, not a curated record. Gene Ontology annotation, molecular function: calcium ion binding. The transcript is spliced from 4 exons. Lineage: Eukaryota; Metazoa; Chordata; Leptocardii; Amphioxiformes; Branchiostomatidae.